AUGUUGCAAAGGUUUAAGUGGCUGUUCGGUUCAUUAGUAGUUGUGUCAGUAUUGUUAAUAUAUUGGCGGGAAACAAAUGGAUCGAAAGAAAAAAGUAAUUCAGUUUCUGGGAACCACGGAGGCACUGGUGUGCAUGUGCAGUAUGUUUCGAAGGUGAACAUUGAACCAGUGAAAAUAAUUCGGUAUACUAGUCCUUUUCCGAAGUUGACAAAUGGAGUCCAGUGCGCUGAUAUCAUGCAAGAUACUAAUCAUUCUAUGCAGAUAAAUACGAAGACAAAAAAGGCUGUAAAAGUAAUCCUCCCUGAUAAAAUAUUUCUAAAUUUAACAACAGACUGCCAUUGGUUUGCACACAGUCGUGGAUACCUGAGUAAACCAGUCUUGCAGGAGGAGUUGGAAUUCCCGUUAGCAUUUGGUAUACUCGUAUAUAAAACUGUUCACCAAGUUGAGCAGCUGUUGAGAACAAUUUACAGACCACAUAAUAUAUAUUGUAUUCAUGUAGAUAAAAAGGCUGCUACCAUUGUACAUGAUGGUUUGCAAGCCAUAGCAAACUGUUUUGACAAUGUUUUCAUUGCCAAACGUUUAAUGAAUGUGGUUUGGGGAACAAUCACAGUCGUCGAAGCAGAACUAAGCUGUCAGUCAGAUACACUGGAAAGGAAUAAAAAGUGGAAGUACUAUAUUAAUCUGACUGGACAGGAGUUUCCGUUGAAAACUAAUCUCGAAAUUGUAAGAAUAUUACGCGAAUUCCACGGUCAGAACGAUAUCAUGACAUCAAGAAGUCUAUUUGUUGAUCGUCUUUUCUAUAUUCAUGAAAUAGCUAACAACACUUUAAUAAACACUAAACAGUUAAGAAAGGAAGGUUUGCCAGAUGAUAUUACUGUGAAAAAAGGUGAACUUCAUUGCGCUCUCAGUCGUCCGUUUGUUGAAUACAUACAUCACAAUAAGCUUUCUCAUCAGUGGUUUAAAUGGCUUAAUAACACCAGUUGCCCAGAUGAAAGUUACUAUCACAGUUUGUCAUUCUCACCAGAAGCUCCAGGGGGUCCUGGUACCCGCGACGUGGAAUUUAUCAUUUCUCGAACAAAGAGCUGGAAACACUUCAAUCAGCCUUGCAAAGGGAAAUAUGUGCGUGAUGUUUGUAUAUUUUCGUAUCAGGAUCUUCCACGGCUUUUCAAAGAACCACAUCUCUUUGCUAAUAAAUUCCACGCUGACUAUGACGGACUCGUCUUGAAGUGUUUAGAAGAAGCUAUUGACAACAGAACAUACAACCCGAUCAAAUUAAACAUUGGUAUGUACAGAAAAUUUGUGAAAUUUCGAUUGUUGAAUGAAACCAAUCUUGAAACGUGGAUGUUGAAUUGA
This is a messenger RNA of Saccoglossus kowalevskii, 1353 nucleotides long. RefSeq names its product beta-1,3-galactosyl-O-glycosyl-glycoprotein beta-1,6-N-acetylglucosaminyltransferase-like. Gene Ontology annotation, cellular component: membrane. Gene Ontology annotation, molecular function: acetylglucosaminyltransferase activity. The record is from RefSeq and is a predicted model, not a curated record. NCBI's taxonomy places the organism in Eukaryota, Metazoa, Hemichordata, Enteropneusta, Harrimaniidae.